AUGCUAACGAAAGGCUUAAAUCAAGACUACCUCAAUGAUUCUUCAUUAAAAGUGUUUUUUAGAUCUCACUGGAACUUCGUGUUCAUUGUGGUAAUAUCGAAUGAAACAAGUACGACAUGUGUAGAUGGAAAACUUGAAGAUGAUGGGCUUCUGCGCAUACAAAAAUUUUUCAACGACAUUUGGCAUACACACACCUUGAUAAAUGUCAUAAUGACAUUCCCUGUUUCUUGCCCCAACACAUACGUAAUUUAUGAUGGAAAACAGAAAACCAACGCAAGUUUAUAUGACAGAACCAUCAAGCUUGUUCAACCGAGAAGCUUUACUGAACUAUUUCAAUACAUUAGCGAUAGUGGAAAAGAAUUAUCGGAAGGGUAUCCCCUUAGAGCUGGGAUGUUUAACAGAUUUCCAACUUCUAUCACUAAAUGUGAUAAAAUUCACUAUUACGUGCCAUACAAUAAAGACAUUACCGAUGGUUUUUGCGGUUCCGAUGGAUUGAUAAUGCAGGAUACCUUGAAAUAUUUUAAAUUUAAUACUAUAUUUUCCAGGGAUAAGAAUUGCGAUAGAUACGGUUAUAUGAAUAGAGUUAAGGGUACAGUAACAGGGAGUCUCGGUUGCGUAAUCAAUGGCAAAAUAGAUAUUUCUUUUAAUUCAAGGUUCAUGGUACCCUAUACAGAUGAGCGGUUUAAUUAUAUAUAUUUUAUAUCGUACGAUUCUCUCUGUGCAGUCUUGUCGAUUCCAGAGGCACACCCUCUUUGGUAUUAUCCGCUUAACGAUUUGGACCUAAAGUCGUGGCUGUUAAUAUUAGCAAUUAUUUUCACUGUAGCUGUUGUGACUAAAAUUUUACAAUCAUCCAAGAAGGAUCUUAAAGAGAAAAAUAGUUUCAAAAUUUUAUUUUACGACUACUUCGCUUGCAUGCUACUCGGCUUUUCGUUGAGCCGUAAAUCAAACCACUGCAUUCUACGGGGAGGCUGCCUUUGUGCUUCAAUUGUCUUUUUGGCGAUUUAUCAAGGGCAUAUCAACUUUAGAUUCACUACGCUCACCAGAUACCCAAAAAUAAAAACUCUUCAGGAGUUAUAUGCCUCGAACAACGUUCUGUAUACUUCAGCGUCAGUCAGAGAUCUCUUAAGGCCACUAGAAAAUCCGAACAACACUAUGCAAGCAGCGUUUUUGAAGAAAACGAAACUUCAUCUGCCGACAGAUAUUGGUAGGCUGAUUCAAGCUAUGUAUCGUAGUAAGCUUAUGUUUUGUGUAAUACUCAAAAUUAAGGAUAGCGUGACGCUGGGCCGUAAAACUGACGUGAUCACUGAAAUAUCACUGAACUAUUUGUCCGACAAUGGAACGCCGUUGGUAUACCAGGUUGAUCAAUGUUUCGAUUCAUAUUAUUUAUCAUAUAUCUCGAAAUUCGGAUUUCCUUUCACGAAACAACUGCGAAUAUUUAUACAGCGAUUGCUGGAAGCGGGCCUGCCAAACGCGUAUUAUCGUUGGACAACACAAGCGUUAGGUCGUACGCAGAAAUGGACUGACCAAAAGGUCGAACCUCGAACUUUCUCGAAGAUAACAAUGCAAGAUCAACGCAUACCAUUCUGUUUGUUGCUCUUUGGAUACAUUGUGGCUACGAUUACGUUCGCUUUCGAGAAAUUCCGGUGA
Messenger RNA from Bombyx mandarina (wild silkworm), 1647 nucleotides. RefSeq lists its product as uncharacterized. The record is from RefSeq and is a predicted model, not a curated record. NCBI's taxonomy places the organism in Eukaryota, Metazoa, Arthropoda, Insecta, Lepidoptera, Bombycidae.